UGUCAAAGUGGCUAGGCACUGUGCUGCAAUGCACAGUUGGAGCAUUUCACAUGCGCCGAAGGGGUUUAUCUUGGGCCUAGGAAGCCUUUGGGUUCCCCUUGACAAAAUCAAAAAAGCAGCUUCAGUUCCAACUACAUCAUGCCCUUGUUUAGAUUGCGAAUUCUAGGCUUUGGGAUAGAAAAUUUAAUAUUUUCUUACGCCCCCUUCCAUAUCCUAUGGAUUCAUUUUUUGUUCUUGUUUUGAAAAGUUAAUUACAUAUUUCGUAAUUGCUUUUCGAUCGAGUGUUAUCAAACAUUGAAAUAGAAAACUCACACAACCAAAGAAAGGGCAAAGAAGAUCGAACUAUGAUUUCCAAUGUGACGAUGACUCUAUAGGGUUGAACCCUAUGUGCAAAAGUUAAUGUAGGCGUAUUAUGUUAGCAAUUAGCUUUGUGCAAAUUAGGCCACCGAUCAUGUUGCAUGCCAUGCCACUCUGUCCUUCCAGUGUUUUCUGAGUAAACUGGUUUUCAUAACCACCCAAUUAACUCCAUCAAAUGCAACAUUGACAUGGCUUUAAGCCAUAAUGCCACCACCGGCUAUCCUCUCGCCACCGAUAUUUAAUAAACAUGAGUUUACUGUAACUUGUUUCUUUCUGUAAAUUAAUAUGUCUAGAGGUGGUUAUAUAGAUCAUCACACAUAAUGUGCUUGGAGAAAUCAAGUGAAAAGGAGCAAAAGUAGGAGAAGGUGGAACCUGAGGAAUUCAUUUUUACCAUAUCAUCCUUCAUUUUCAAUCGAUUAUGUUAUGUACGUACAUUCAUUGAUUGAGGGUAUAUGUGAUAUUUCGUACAUGUACGUUCAUUACCAAGCAAGAUGAAUUAUGUAGUUUUAGUGGCAUGGUAAAACCAAAGUGAACUCUCAUUUAAGGCUAAACAAACUCCACCUUCCAUCUUUAAGUGAAAGAUUGAAAAGGUCCAAUCAUUCCAUCUUGGAGUUGGGAGGAUUUAGAGCGUCGACGUGCACUUGCAUCAACACUAAUAAACGGUUGGAUAACAUUAAAUAUACUUUUGGUUAUUAAGAAAAAUGUUGACUACAAAUAUCAAGAGUUGAGAUUACCUAAUAAGUGAUAAGUCACUUGCACCGUGCAGAGAAUAAUUUUCACAUUUUCAAUCCCCUUUAUAAGGUCCAAUUCUAAUCACAAAGCCUCAAACCAUUUAGAAGAUGGGUAGCCAAACCAUCAGAGCAGCUUUGGUUCUGGUUUUUGUAUUUGCCUUUGCAAUUAUUGGUGGCAAUGCACAAGAAUCAACCACUCUUGUUCCGGCCAUCAUCACAUUUGGUGAUUCUGCAGUAGAUGUGGGAAACAAUGACUACCUCCUAACAAUUUAUAAGGCCAAUCACCCUCCUUAUGGAAGAGACUUUGUGAACCAUCAAGCUACUGGGAGGUUUUGCAAUGGAAAACUAGCCACUGAUAUCACUGCUGAUACUCUGGGCUUCACAACUUAUCCACCUGCAUAUCUUAGCCCUCAGGCAUCAGGGAAGAACCUUCUCAUUGGAGCCAACUUUGCUUCUGCUGCAUCCGGUUAUGAUCAAACGGCAGCAAACUUCAAUCGUGCAAUAUCUUUGCCCCGACAGUUACGAUACUUUAAGGAAUACCAGGGCAAGCUAACCGAGGUGGCAGGUAGUGAGAAAGCAGCAACAAUUAUCGAGGGUGCCCUAUACUUAUUGAGUGCUGGCAGUAGUGAUUUUGUUCAGAACUACUAUGUCAAUCCUUUUGUUAACAAAUUCUACACUCCUGACAAGUACGGUGACAUCCUUGUUGGUGCUUUCACACGCUUUAUUACGGAUGUGUAUGGUUUGGGAGCAAGGAAAAUAGGUGUGACAUCACUCCCUCCAUUGGGUUGCCUUCCAGUUGCAAGAACCUUAUUUGGACCCCAUGAGCCAGGCUGUGUCGCCAGACUCAACACUGAUGCUCAAGCAUUCAAUAAGAAGAUAAACAACGCAGCAGAAACUCUCCAAAAUAAACUUCCUGGUCUUACACUGGUCAUCUUCGACAUCUACAAGCCUCUAUUUGAUGUUGUUGAGUCUCCAUCAAACUAUGGCUUUGCGGAAGCAAGGAGAGGUUGCUGUGGCACGGGGAUUGUAGAGACGACAUCAUUGCUGUGCAAUUCAAAGUCAAUAGGAACUUGUGCUAAUGCAACUCAAUAUGUGUUCUGGGACAGCGUUCAUCCAUCUGAAGCUGCUAAUCAAUUUCUUGCUGAUGCAUUGAUUGUCCAAGGGGUUCCCCUCAUUUCAUGAGGAUGGUAUAUGCAUAUGUUCCUAGAGAACUCUUCAAAAUGUUGAAAACUGCUAUCCCUUUCUUUUGGGUUCUACUAUGUUUACAGAGAUAGUGAAAGCUUCAGAAUAAUGUUGCUAGUAAAUUUUAUUUUCCUUUCGGUCAAGGUUGUACACUUGUA
Molecule: messenger RNA, 2428 nt
Organism: Rosa rugosa (rugosa rose)
Lineage: Eukaryota; Viridiplantae; Streptophyta; Magnoliopsida; Rosales; Rosaceae
Product: GDSL esterase/lipase APG-like
Exons: 5
Coding region: 1197-2270 (357 amino acids)
Cellular component (GO): apoplast
Molecular function (GO): hydrolase activity, acting on ester bonds
Source: RefSeq, a predicted model, not a curated record